GUACACAUGCUGUAACUGCUCAUGUGGGAAGCAGUUCUAGCUACGCGUGCUAAUAUUUAUGAUCGCACUUUUAGGAACUAACACCAGCAGCCACCAUGUCCUCCUACACCUGCAUCAGCUGCCGCGUGCAGUUCGCGGACGCCGACGUGCAGCGGGCGCACUACAAAAGCGACUGGCACCGCUACAACCUGAAGCGCAAGGUCGGCAACAUGCCGCCGGUGACCGCCGAGAACUUCCAGGAGCGCGUGCUGGCGCAGCGGGCGGCCGCCGAACAGCAGCAGGCCGACGCCCAGAGUCUCUCCACCUGCGCCACCUGCAACAAGAAGUUCUCCAGCGCCAACGCCUACGCCGACCACCUGCAGUCGCACAAGCACGUGCAGGCCGAGAGGAGAGCCGUGGCCGCCGCUCAGGAAGCCGUGGAGAGAAUGAACCGGAAGAACCUGGAGAAGGGAGCCGAACUGGAUAAGGACGCCCGGAACGAGGCGCUGCAGAAGGUGCUGAGGGACGGACAGAGGCAGAGACACGCCCCUCAGGAGGGCGCGUCCGGAGAGGCGCCGGGGAGGAAGAGGCCGGAUAAAGCGCCGCGGCUGGAGUGGUACGAACGGCAGGCUAAGAAGAUCGAGGCUGAGGAGGACGAGGAUGAUGAGGAGGAGGAGAAAGAAGAUGAAGAAGAUUGGGAGGACGUUGACGUUGACGACGACGAUGAUGAUGAUGAUGAAGAAAUGGAGGCUGAUGAUGAAGAGCAGACCAAGGAGGACGGCACAACCGCGUCCGCUCCUCCUCCCAGUUCCAUCCCGGCCACCGACUGUCUGUUCUGUAGCCACCACUCGCGCUCUCUCAGCAAGAACGUCCUGCACAUGACCAAAACUCACAGCUUCUUCAUCCCGGACCUCGAGUACCUGGUGGACCUGAGAGGACUUCUGGCGUAUCUCGGGGAGAAGGUCGGCGUGGGGAAAGUGUGUUUAUGGUGUAACGAGAAAGGAAAGUCGUUUUACUCCACCGAGGCCGUUCAGGCGCACAUGAGCGACAAGAGUCACUGCAAACUCUUCACGGACGGAGACGCGGCGCUGGAGUUUGCGGAUUUCUACGACUUCAGGAGCAGCUACCCGGACGCUAACGAUGGAGAGGAGGUAGAGAUGAAGGACGGAGAACUUCCCGAUGACAAGACGGUGGAGUUCGAUGACGAGAUGUUAGAGCUCACGCUGCCGUCUGGAGCGAAGAUCGGCCACCGCUCACUGAUGAGGUACUACAAGCAGCGAUUCGGGGCUCAGCGGGCACUGGUGCCGGCGAAUCAGCGGGCAGUGGGCCGAGUGCUCAAACAGUACCGGGCACUGGGGUGGAAGGGGGACUACGGUAAAGGUUUUAUGGGACAGCAGCAGAAGGACAUGCAGUAUGUCCAGAGAAUGAAAUUGAAGUGGAUGUUGAGGACUGGAAUGGGCAACAACUUGACCAAGCAGACCCACUUCAGAGCUCAAGUCAUGUUCUAAACCCUUAUUCUGAGCCACACCCAAACUGUGCUGUUGCAUAGAUGAUAAGAAAUAUGGAUUUAUGAUGGAGAUGAUGAACGUCCAGCUGGAAUCAAAAGCUUCCAAGGGAUGUCCAUCCAUAUCAUGGCACAUUGUGGUUUUAAUAAAUAUAUGACCAAAUCAACUGGGUCAAAAAUAUCUCUUUUUCCAUCAUCACUUUCUGGCACUGAUUUGACUUGAUAGGCAUGAAAUCAGGACCCAAAAAUAUUGCAAAUCACUUUUUCUCUUUGUGAUCAUGAACUGUUUGGUGCAGGGGUUUCUUUCCUCUAAGCCCAUGGUGAUAUGAAGCUCACUUGACUCUGGACAGUGACACCUGUGUUCCAGUAGCCUCUAAAAUAUGGUUGGUCAUAAAUGGCUUUUGGGUGACGUCCUUGACGUUUCAGAGCUCUAAGCUUUUUGAGCGUAAUGGUAUUGAUCAGGUUAAUAAGUGCGAUAAAUCUAAUCCUGUUUAUAUGGGCACAGAGAAGCUACCAGCUGUAGUCAGUCAAAAUGAGUGUAUCUACCUUUGACUUUAAUUAAAACUCUAAACUCACUUAUCAUUGAAUUGUACCAACUGCUUAUUGACUGGCUGUUUGAUUUCAGAUUAAAUAAAUAUUUUCUAAAGCUU
This is a messenger RNA of Trichomycterus rosablanca, 2133 nucleotides long. RefSeq names its product zinc finger protein 622 (gene znf622). The coding region runs from base 96 to 1487 and encodes 463 amino acids. Gene Ontology annotation, cellular component: preribosome, large subunit precursor. Gene Ontology annotation, biological process: ribosomal large subunit biogenesis. The record is from RefSeq and is a predicted model, not a curated record. The transcript has 7 exons. Lineage: Eukaryota; Metazoa; Chordata; Actinopteri; Siluriformes; Trichomycteridae. Gene Ontology annotation, molecular function: nucleic acid binding; zinc ion binding.